Molecule: messenger RNA, 5047 nt
Organism: Xiphophorus maculatus (southern platyfish)
Lineage: Eukaryota; Metazoa; Chordata; Actinopteri; Cyprinodontiformes; Poeciliidae
Gene: lrrc4.1
Product: leucine-rich repeat-containing protein 4-like
Exons: 2
Coding region: 1619-4492 (957 amino acids)
Biological process (GO): modulation of chemical synaptic transmission; synaptic membrane adhesion; postsynaptic density protein 95 clustering
Cellular component (GO): postsynaptic density membrane; plasma membrane; glutamatergic synapse
Molecular function (GO): protein binding
Source: RefSeq, a predicted model, not a curated record
GAGCGAGAGAGGGAGAGAGCAAGUGAGCAAGAGAGACGGCACACUCUCUCUUUUGCUGCUACAACGGAUCCUUUCCACAACGACGCUGCUGUUAACGUCACGCCUGUAAGCCGCGCUUGCCCGGCGUUUGCCUCCUCUGCCUUGCUCCUUUCCCUAGUUAGAUGCUGCAUUGACAAGGGGUUGCUGAAAACCACCAGAAAAGGAGGAGUGGGGAAUUAAAGACAACUGGAAACAAGAAGAAACAAAGCGGAGAAAGGAGGGAGAAAAAAAACUGUGCACCAUCCAUUCUCCCUCUAACCCACCUCGAUCAACUGCGCUUCGAUACCCCCACUUCUCUGGGCACCCCUUUCCAUCCCCCACCCCCAUUCUCCUUCUGAAGAAAUUGACGGAUUAUUGGGAAGUACACGGGAGGCAGGCGGCAACUGCUGCUGUGUGUGCUCGCUACUGCUGCUGUGUGCUUCGCAGGGAUGGUGUGUGUUCGUUUGCAACUGCUGCUGUCGCAUCCGCGGCUGUCGAAGCUGGAGCGUGUGGCUAGUUAAGAGGACUAAGAAGCUAAUGAAAGCAGUGUGCAUCGCCUAGAUUUUUCAACCUGUGCCAAGCGUUCUGAGGAAAGAAAAAUUGAAAAUCAAGUGGACACGACGCGACUAUUUAAAAAAAAAACCAGGAGUGAAAGAAAGGAAGAAGGGCUAUGAGGACUGACUAAUCGACCAACUGAUUGACUCCUAAAAAGUGAAAAAAAAUAAAAUAAAGGAAUAUACCGAAGGCAGAAUGUCUGCUUUUAUUUUUACUCUAUAGCUUCCUUUUAAUUGCCAAACAAAAGGCAAAAAGAACACUGUACAGGACUGGGGAAUUCUUCAACCCACCUCCAUUCACUGCUUCUCUCCUUUUUUCUUUUUAAAUUUUUGCCUGAGGCAGAAAAAAAAUACACGUGUGUUCCAGUGGCUGCCUGUACUAUGGAGACUUGGGUAAGGUGUACAGCAGGGGAAUCAACUGUCGGAUUCCAAGGACAAGUGAGAGAAGAGGAGCCGACAGCAAGAAGCAAGCAAGGGAGCACCGCUGCUUUGGGAGCUUGACUGGAUUCCUUCUUACGGUCUUUUUACUUUUUUUCCUCAUCAGUACAUAAAAAGGAGAAGAAGAAAAAAAAAACACUCACAAAAAGGCCUUCGAACCUUUCUCUUUGGAUGUAUGGAUUUACAAAAGGGCUCAUCUUGGCUAAGCUCUUUGGCACUGACACCUAUUUUGACAGGGCAAAUAAAGGUUUUCUUUGCUGCUCUUGGAUAUAAAUACAUCUGAUGCGAAAACCACAGCUGUGAUUGCAAAAAGGAGGGAAGCUAUAUAUCUCAGUUCAAGGACCUGUAAUAAUAACUUGAGAAAAGCCAGCCCUCCCUCCCUCCACUUGUCCUUCUGUCCCUGACAAUUUAUGGAAACAUAAGAACUACAUAAUUGAGGACGCGCACGUCCUCCUCCCUUAUCCUACUCUUUUCCUAUUCCUUCUGUUUUUACUCUGAUCUCCUCAUCAAUACUACCAGCCAUACAGCUACUAUUCUCGUCCUCAACCCCACCAAACACCUGCCCCAAACAUCCCCAUCCUCCCCCCCCAGAUGAUGCUGAAUUAUGAAUGUGCCACAUCAUGAGUCUCCUGGGGCGGGUAGCUGCGCAACGUGCCAGGAAAGCCGCCCUGCUCUGUAUAGUCUUCCUGAUGGCGCGAGCGUGGAGCAGCGCCUCCCUGGCCUCGGCGGGGGCGGCGGUCUCUUUAGGACCCCAGGGCUGUCCACCCCAGUGUUCCUGCAGUAAUCAGCAGGGGAAAGUGGUGUGCACCCGGCGGGGCCUGACACGCGUGCCCCCUGGAAUUCCUGCCAACACGCGACACCUCAAUCUAAUGGAAAACGCCAUUGAGGCGGUGCAGGCUGACUCGUUCCGCCAUCUGCACCACCUUGAGGUGCUCCAGCUUGGGCGAAAUGCCAUACGGCAGAUUGAGGUGGGCGCGUUUAAUGGACUGACCAGCCUCAACACAUUGGAGCUGUUUGACAACCGGUUGACAGUGGUGCCAAGUGGAGCCUUUGAGUACCUGUCUAAACUAAGAGAACUAUGGCUACGAAACAACCCAAUUGAGAGUAUUCCCUCCUACGCCUUCAACCGGGUACCCUCACUCAUGCGACUGGACUUGGGAGAGUUAAGGAAACUGGAGUACAUCUCAGAAGGAGCUUUUGAGGGGCUACAAAACCUCAAGUACCUGAACCUGGGAAUGUGCAACAUAAGGGGUGAUAUGCCAAACCUCAGUCCCCUAAAGGGCUUGGAGGAGCUGGAGAUUUCAGAAAAUCUGUUUCCAGUGAUAAAACCAGGUUCCUUCAGAGGUCUGCGCUCCCUCAAAAAGCUAUGGGUGAUGAACUCACAAAUCACUGUAAUAGAGCGCAAUGCUUUUGAUGGCCUGUCUUCACUGGUGGAACUAAAUCUGGCCCAUAAUAAUCUAAGUGCUGUGCCACACGACCUGUUUCCCCCGCUCAAGUACCUGGUGGAACUUCACCUCCACCAUAAUCCUUGGAACUGUGGCUGUGAGGCUGUGUGGUUGGCACAGUGGCUAAGAGAGUACAUCCCAACUAACUCAACUUGCUGCGGACGCUGUCACUCACCGGCCAUCAUGAGAGGACGACAGUUAGUUGAUGUAGACAGAGGUGAAGGGGCUGCAAUCCAGUGUUCUGCACCAUUCAUUGCUGAUGCCCCACGGGACUUAAACAUCUCAGCAGGAAGAGUGGCUGAACUUCGUUGCAGAACAGCCCCCAUGUCUUCAGUGCGCUGGCUUCUACCUAAUGGGACUAUCCUGACACAUGCCUCUGGUCACCCGAGAAUAUCAAUCCUCAAUGAUGGUACCCUUAAUUUCUCAAAUGUCCUUGCAUCAGACACUGGCACUUAUACCUGUAUGGUAUCUAAUGCAGCUGGGAACUCCAAUGCAUCAGCAUACCUCAAUGUGAGUGCAGCAGAGCUAAACACAUCGAACUUGAGUUACUUUACAACAGUGACUGUGGAGGUACUUGGUCCAACCACCGAGAUGCCCAAACCCAAAACUACUACAACUACAGCUGCUGUGGGUGUUGGAGUUGCUGGAGGAGGAGGAGCAGGCCUCGGGACAACAACUACAACUGCAUCUCCUUCAGUCUUUCAGCCAGUCUUCAUCUCAACACCAACAGUGCUGUUGCAAAAUACUGACAGUGCAGCAAAUGCAGUUAAAACAUCUGCGUUACCAGGACUGAGAGGUGCCAAUGGCAAACCAGGCAAGUCUGGGCCUAGCCUGGAUGAAGUGAUGAAGACCACUAAAAUCAUAAUAGGUUGCUUUGUGGCAGUGACACUGCUGGCUGCUGUCAUGCUAAUUGCCUUUUAUAAAUUGAGAAAGCGCCACCAGCAGAGAAGCACAGUGGCAGCUGCCCGUACAGUUGAGAUUAUCCAGGUGGAUGAGGAGGACCUUCCACCACCAGCAUCUGCAGCUCAAGAGUCAUCACUCACGUUGCCUGAAAUUCGAGACCACAACAGCAUACACAAGUUGGAUUUUAUCAGCCACAAGGCAGACUAUAGCUUUCAUAAACCCAAGGCUGAAUAUAAACCCCAACCGGAUUUUACUCUACACACUCCCAAAGCUGAAUAUACAACAUACAAGCCAAACAUGGACUUCAGCAGCCACAAAACCAUUGCAGAUUACAACAUGCACAAAUCAACACCAGAUUUCAGCCUUCACAGAACAAAGCCAGACUGCAGCCCAUUUAGACAGGACUACGGCGCUCACAAAACUAAAUCGGAAUACAGUCCAUUUAAACCUGAUUUUGGCACUCACCCAAAAGUUAAAACAGAUUACAGCCCAUUCAAAGCAGAUUACAGCACUCAUCCCAGGCAAAGAUCGGACUUUAGCCCAUUCAAAAGAGACUACAGCACCCAACCAAAACCCAAACAUGACUAUAGUCCCUUAAAAUCUGACUACAACAUGCAAAAUAAGUCUAAAGUGGAAUACAGUCCAUUUAAGCAUGACUUUGGUACCCACCCAAGGUCCAAACCUGAUUAUAGCCCAUUCAAACCUGAUUAUAGCACUCAGCCUAAACCCAAAAUGGACUACAAUUCACAGAGACCGAAAACGGACAUUACCUACAAAACAAAAGAACAUUAUACCCCCCACAAGACUGCACCUGAUUACAAUGCCUUCAAGUCCGAUUUCAGUCCCCACAAAGUGGAUUACAGCGCCUUCAAGUCUGACUUCAGCCCUCACAAUCAGAGACCUAAACUUGAUUGUAGUCCUCAUAAAAUGGACUACAGCCCCCAUAAGGUGGACUACAGCACUCUAAAGGCCAAAUACAACACCUAUAAACCAUCUGGUCAAGGGGCUAAAUGGACAGACAAUAAUGUUGGGAACUCUUUGCCUCGAACCCUACCUAGCGCCAUCACAGCAAUGGCUGAGCCCUAUGUCAUAAAAACUCAUACCAAGGAGAAAGUACAGGAGACUCAGAUUUAAAAAUCUCCCUGCCCUAAAGGCUUUCACUCCUUUAACUAUGUCCCAAGGUUCCAACCACCCUGCUCCACUUUGCCCUUUUUCUUUUCAUCAUUUAAGUCAUGCAAUAGAAUGCACAAAAAAAUAACAGGAACUACUUUUUGUACAGAGUGCAAACUUUAAAAGACUGAUGAUUUAUUGUUGUACAUGCUUAUAAAUAAAUAUAUAUAUGGACAAACUGAAGCUACCAUGGGUUGGUGAUAGAGAAACAUAUAUCAAAAAGAAAUUGAAACUAUUUUCUAACUUGUAACUUCUAUUUAAAACAAUGAGUUGUUUAAGAUGCUGUCUUAAGUUUGACAAAUGAGGGUAGUCUUGUUUUAAAAUGGGGCAUUCUGUGUGAUUUUUACACCAUGCUAGAGAGAAAGCCGUGAUAAGAAAGAUUAUUUAUACAGAGAAGACUUUCUUUAACAAAAACCGUAUAAAGGUCAGUGUCGAUCUUUACAGGUUUAUCUUGUAAAAGCACCAAGAAUUUGUACUGUGCCAAAUGUUAUAAAUGCAAUAAAAAGGAUUUUUGGAAGA